GAUUUUCAUAGCGGUGUUUUCGUCGUUUUGCCAAAGUUCUUCAUAAUUUCCAUUUUAUUAAUUGUCGAGAGUUUUAUUAUUAUUUUUAAUUUCAUUAUCAUUACCUAUUUUCAUAUCGAUAGGUACGUGUGCUUUCGUCGCGAUAUUGAUUUUCUGCUUUCUUUUUAUUUUUUCGCAUUUUUUUUUCUCUCUAUUCCUCUACAUAUAAUAUCGAACUAGGUCAACAGAUAAGAACCUCAACGAAACCUCAGGAAGCUGGAUCCUUCAGCAAUGGAGGAAUCCACAGCGACCGUCCCAAAAGAUGUACCACUACCUCCGCUAUCGACGGCUUCGGCCACUCAACCGUACAGUGGCCGGCCCCCUCCAUCGCCAUUAUCCGGUGGCUAUCUCUUGAUCGUGAUCAGUGAAACGUUAACAGAUGCCCAUAAGGCCGUUAUACUGCAGAAACUCUCCAAAGCAUUUUUAUCUUGGAACGUAGAAGAUUCUGGUAUAGAUAUCGAACGCGAAUUAGCCAUAGUUACUGCCCUAUCGCCCGAAGGAGAUUUUGCAAAAAAUGGCGAAAGACUGAUACAGAAUGCCAGCGAACAUUUAGUAACCGAAAUACUAAUACAUCCGCAGAUCAAUACCAUGCGACAGUGCAUACGUAAUUUACUGUCUAGUUUUACCAAGUAUAGAUUUAUUAUUCACGCCGGAUACGUAUUUUGCGGCAAUGGCUCUUGGAUAUUGCAGGAUGGUACAUUCAGCGUCUCCGAUUUCAUCGACGCUUUCCAAGAAGUAGAAGUACAACGUGUAAUCCGCGCCUACGAGAAAACCGUAAAAAUCGACAUUUGCUGCAUUGCCGAAGGAGGCUGGACGCAAUCACGUCUCCAACAAGAGCCUUUCUCCAAAGUUUGCCAAUUGGAAAUCAACCCUAGCGAUAAAAUAGCUCCCGGUAACGUCGCUGUACGCGAAUUCAUCGACUACCUCGAACAAUACAUUAUUCCAUCCAGUAUCGAACACCUACUCGAACCGUCCGAUAUCGUGGGCAAUAUACGUUUCACACAUCCUACUUUAUACGUAUUUCCUGGCGGUGAAGGAGACGCUGCCCUUUUUGGCAUCAAUGGGUUCAAUAUGCUGGUUGAUGGCGGUUUCAGUAAGAAAGCUUGUUUUUGGAAUUUCGUCAGACAUUUGGAUCGUUUGGAUGCUGUGUUGAUGACUCGAGUCAAUAACAGCAAUAUUGGUGGAAUGUCUGGAGUAGUGGAGCGAAAGGUGUUCUCGCCUGUGUACCCUCAGAUUGGACAUUUCUUCAGUAAUCUUCAGGGUCGAAAACAGCUCCCAUCUCCUGACGGUGACAAAGAUCGCGAACCUCUACUAGUCAAUCUAAUUGAAGAAGGUGAUCGAAUGGUAAUGAACCUGAAACCAUUACAACUGAAACCUCACCAUUGCUAUCGCGAUGCCGCUUCCGAACCAAUCAAUCUUUACCACAAGGUAGGCCACGGAAAACUCGACAUGUACAUCAUAAGUCCCGCCAAAGACAGUCGCGAAGUGAAGGAAUUCCUAAGUCGAUGGAAUAACCACGAUGUGAGGCUGUUCAGUGGUACUUCAAAAACAGGCAACCGUGAAUUACGUGUCCCUUUGCAAAAUCUAGUCUCCAUUUGCGCACUGUUGGUAUGGCAGCCUGCCAAUCCCGAUGACAAAAUUACAAGAAUCCUGUUUCCAGGCAGCACUCCUCAGCAUAAGAUAUUUGAAGGUUUGGAGCGUUUGAAAGCACUAGAGUUUUUGAAACAUUCCACAUGCACAGUGAAAUCAGUGAUGCCUGCACAAACCCCUUUGGUGGCCAAACCAACAGCCAAGAAAUUUGUAACAAAAUUAGAAAAACAAGAAAAAAUACUUGAUGAGCUGGCCAAAUCAGAAGCUCAAGUAAAAUCUGCCCUAGCUGCCAAUGAAAAUGAAGUAGAUAGUGGCCCUCGAUCAUUACCAGUUGACUUGGCAGCUCCAGCUAGUGCUGUGAAGCCCACACCUCUAAAACCCAAACGUAUUGUUGGUAAAUUGACUGAAAAAACUGUGAUGAAAGAAACUAAAUCCAAGACUGAACAUAUAGUCAAGGAGAGCAGCAUGAAACAUGAGAAAUCUUCUAUAAUUGAUGUUGCAGAUUCUCAGGUUGGUAGUGGUACCAAAGAAGCAGUUGAGAAGAAAAAAUAUGAGCGGAAACCAGUUCAGAGACCUACUGUUGCUGCUCCAAAACCCAAACCUCCAGUACCAUCUAAUGAAGAAAAGAAACCUAUAGAAUCUGACAAAUUUAGAUCACCAACAACCCCAAAAAAAUCAUUUGUUGAAAGAAAACCUACCCAAGUAAAAUCAACUACUGUAAUAACUCAAGAAAAAGAUAUCACUUCAGAAGAAAAAUCCAAAGAAACAGAUUCUGAAUCAAUCCUGAGUAAAGAUAACAAAGAAGCUAUGAAUAAAGACAAUGAACAAACAACUGAGGCUGUUACUAGCACCAUUACAUCCAGCACCGCCUCUUCUACAACAAUUGCCCCGGCAAAAGAGAAGGAGACUUCAACUGUGACCAAAUCAAAGGAACAGACCACACAAAGUUUAGCCUCAACUACAAGUACAGCAUCAACAACAACCAAACCAAUAUCCAGAAUAGCACCUAGAACUCGAACACCUCCCAAAGUAUUUCCAGCUAAAAGCCUUAAAGAUGAGAAUAAUCGUAAAGUAGCUGAAUCAAAGCCUAUGAGAACUGCACCUAUUAAAAUUGUCUCAUCAUCCAAAACAACCAAAAAAGAAGAUGAACCAAUUGUAAAAGCAGAGAAAAAACCAAUUACCAAACGUACCAAACCACCAGUGUCUCUAACACCUACUGCAGCAUCUACAAAACCUUCAGUACCAGCUAAACCAUCAUCCCCAGUCAAAGUAGUAAGAAAACCAAUCACAAUCGCCACUAAAAAACUUACUGGGGUUGCUGAUGACAAAAAGUUGAAACUGGAUAGUGAGAAAACAGAUUCAUCAGCUGUAUCAACACCAUCUACUUUGGAAGCUGACACAACGUUGCUGAAAACUAAAGCAAAAUCUGAAUCAAUCAAAGCUAAAUCCAAAGAAUCUACUAAAGAAACAGUCAAGUCAACAGCUGUUAAGAAAAUUCGCCCUAGACCAAAACCUACCAAUGAAACUCAAUCAGACAAAACUAGCAGUGAACGAGCAGUCAUCAAACCCAUUGCUCCUGCUGCAAUUCUCCCAACAACUACUUAUGUUUCCAAUAUCAUUACCAAACAAGGAGAUGAUGAAGAAGAUGAAAUCCUAAUCAUUGAAACAACUGAAAUGAAGUCAGUCUCAAAGCAUGAUUAUGAAGAACAGAAACACCUCAGAGAUCAAAACGAAUCUGAGAAAGAGUCAGAAGUGAAAGAUCUUGAAGUUUCCAAGUCUAAAGAACAACAAAGUUUGGAUUUCCCACAGAUGAAUGAGAAAAACGUGCCACAAGCUGAAGAUAAGGCUGUUGUAACACUAACUCCCGAAGAUAAACAAAAAAUCUUUGGUGAAGUUCAGGGAAUCAUUUCCACUGCAGCUGAAAUGAUAGCAACCUCCAAACCUGCUGCUGAUCAAAAAAUAGCAUCUGCAGUAGAUAAAGCAGAACCAACUAAACCACAAACAAAAGAAAUUAUACAUGCUAGCCAAGAAACAAGUUCUACUACAGCACCUACUAUGCCUGAAGAUGAGAAAAUUGAUUUAGAUGAGCCCAAACCACAAGAAGAGAUUGAAGAAAAAUAUGACAAAGAAGAAACUAAAGAAAAAAGUAUUGAGAAUGGUCAAAAAAGCAAAAUUGGUGCUACAAUACCAUUGGUGGAACAAACGUCUGAAGAUAUCAUCCGCAAAGCUAAACGAGAUAUUGUCAAAACACCUGAUGAAGUUGCUGAUUUACCAGUCCAUGAAGAAGUUGAUGUUUGUGAAUAUGAAACCACCGAAACUAAAGAAGAUGAGCAAUUCAUUUCUGCUGUGACAACUGAAGAAACUAAGAUUGAGGUGGUUAAACCAGAACAUCCUGAAUUUGUUACUAUUACACCAACUUCAUCUCCAGAUGAAAAACCUUUGCCAACAAUGGCAUCAUCAAAAGAAAAAGAUGUCACUGAUGCUACUCAAGCUAAGGUGGAGAAAGAUUCUUCAACUGAAAUAAAAUUGUCUGAAAAAGUUGUUCCUGAAUCAGAUGUGUCUCCCAAAAGUCCCCAAGAUAUUGUUCAAAUCAAAGAUGACCACACUUCAGAUGAAUUCAUCACAAUUGAUUUGCAUUCAAGAAAACCAUCAACAGAUACAACUCCUCAAGAUGAAUUAUUAGAGAAAGAAACUCCAUUGCAUUUAGCAAAAAAAAGUGUGGAUGAAGAAGAAACCUUAGCUUUGGGAAGUAGACUUGCUUCUGAAGACAUUCCAGCUUCAACUACUGAAAAAUCAGAGAACUUAAUUUCAAAGGUUCAUGAAGAUGAACAAUCUGAACAGCCAAGUUUGCCAGAUCAAGUUGAAUACUCUUUCUUAAGAGAAAAAGAGCCUGGCCUUACCAAAACAACAACUUCACAAAGUCCUUCAGAACUAAUGAAAGUAGAUGAACAAACUGCUAACUCUUUGAGAAAAGAAUCAUUAAAAGAACCCCUUGAAGAAAUUUCAAAAAUAUCUGACUCCAAAACAACUCCACAAAGCCCUUCAGAAUCAACAAAAAUUGAUGAACAACUUGAUGAAUCUUUACAAAAAGAACCAUUCAAAGAAUCUCCCAAAGAAAAAUUGAAAUCCCCUGAAUCAAGACAUUCCUCAAUUACAAAAGAAACUCUCAAAUAUGAUCAAACAACUAAAAGUCCCACCGAAUCUGAAAUUAAAGUGGAGAGAGAAGACAAUGUUUCAAGGAGAGAAUCUUUGAAAACAUCUCAAGAUGAGAUAUCAACAAAAAUUGAUGAACAACUUGAUGAAUCUUUACAAAAAGAACCAUUGAAAGAAUCUCCCAAAGAAAAAUUAAAAUCUCCUGAAUCAAGACAUUCCUCAAUUACAAAAGAAACUCUCAAAUAUGAUGAAACAACUAAAAGUCCAACAGAAUCUGAAAUCAAAGUGGAGAGAGAAGACAAUGCUUCAAGGAAAGAAUCUUUGAAAACAUCUCAAGAAGAGAUAUCAAAAGCAUCGCCAGAAAAAUCUCCCAGUUCUACAGAAGAUCUAUUAGAUCCCAGUAAAAUGGCUUUUAGUCCAACAAAACUAGAAGAAAGACUAGACCAGUUACAAAGAAAGGAAUCACUCAAGGUUUUUUAUGAAGAAGAAGAAUCUCAAAAAGAUAUCCUAGAUGAAACAUCAAAGUUAUCACAUGAAAUUUCUCAAACCUCACUUGAUGAUAAAUCAGUUCAGAAUAAAAUUUCUUGUAGUCCUUCAAAACUAACUGAAGAAGAGUCACAAAGAAAGCAAUCUUUGAAAAAUCUCCAAGAUGAUACUCCUGAGUUACCAUCAGAUAAAUCACCAACUUUGCUUGAUGAUAGAAUGGAUGAAAAAGAACCCAAAUCUUCAGAAAAUGAAAUAGAAAGCCCUAUUUUGAUGAAAAAUAAAUUAGACCAGCAUGAAGUUAAACUUGGCUCUUCAAAGUUUGAGGUACCACAAGAGCAGUCACAGAGAAAAGAAUCUUCAAAUGGUUAUCAAGAAGAAAUUCUGAAAUCUCCAACAGAAAAAUCUCCAAGCUUGCCAAAAGACCACUUUAAUCAGUAUGAAACAACUCCAAGCCCUACAAAGUCAGAUGGAGAACAAGGCACUACCCACAGAAAAGAAUCCCUCCUGGAUGAAAUGUCAAAGUUGCAAUCCAGAAAUUUAUCCAGUCCAACAGACAAUGAACUAAAUAAAGUUGCUGAUGAUCUGAGUCCUUCAAAAUUUAGUAACGAACAUGAUCUGCUACACAGAGAACAGUCUUUAAAAGAUCAUGAGAAGGAUGAAGCACAGCUCCUUUCUGAAAAUACUCCCAGUUCCACUGAAUUGACAAAAUCACCUGAAAAACUUGAUGAAAUUUCAAGAAGAGAAUCUAUUGAAGAAUCAUUGGACAAAACUUCAAAUUCAUUUUCAUCGCCCAAAGAGCCAUCUCUCAGUCCAACACAAUCAUCAGAUAAACCUGAAGAGAAAUCAAGAAAACAAUCUAUAAAAGAAUUCUUGGAUGAUACAUCAAAUCUACUCCAAGACUCUUCAUCAAAAUCUGAAACCUCAUCUUUCCAAUCUAAAGAUGAGCAAAGCAAAGAUGAGUCUGCUCUUAGUCCAAUUGAAUCAACACAAUCACCGGAAAAGCCUAAUGAGAAAUCAAGAAAACAAUCUAUAAAAGAAUUUUUAGAUGAUACUUCAAAAUCAUGCAAUGACCCCUCAAUAAAAAAUGAAAAAUCAUCCUCACCUAAAGAUGAAUUGAAUAAAGAUGAGCGUUCUCUCAGUCCAAUAGGAUCAAUGCAGUCACCAGAACAACCUGAUGAGAAAUCAAGAAAAGAAUCCAUCAAAGAAUUUUUUGACAAUACUUCAAAGUUACUCCAAGACUCAUCACCACAGUCUGAAAAAUCAUAUUCCUCGCCUAAAAAUGAAUUAAGAAGAGAUCAGUCACCUCUUAGUCCAGUAGAAUCAACACAGUUGCCACAAAAACUUGAUGAGAAAUUAGGAAAAGAAUCCAUCAAAGAAUUUUUAGAUGAAACUUCCAAGUCAUUCCAAGAUUUCACAACAAAAUAUGAAACCUCACAAUCCUCACCCAAAGAGGACCUAACUGUGAAGGAGAUAUCUCAUAGUCCUACAGAAUCAAUGAAAUCACCAGAAAAAUCAAAUGAAGUAUUCAGGAAAGAAUCCUUGAAAGAAUUUUUAAAUGAAACCUCAAAGCCAUUCCAGGAUUCCACUUUAAAAUCUGGCAAAUCACAUUCAUCACCAAAGGAUGAACCAAGUGAAGAUGAGUCAACUCAUAGGAUAACUGAAUCGACAAAAUCACCAGAAAAACUUGAAAUAUCAAGAGAGGAAUCCUUGAAAGAAUUUUUGGAUGAAACAUCAAGUUUACUCCAAAGCUCCGCUUCAAAGUCUGAAAAAUCACCUGCUUUGUAUAAAGAUAAAUCAAGUGUGGAUGUACCCUCUCAAAGUCCAACCCAAAUGGCGACAUUGCCCGAAAAAUUAAGCGAAUUGUCAAGAAAAGAAUCAUUAAAUGAAUACUUGGACAAAACAUCAAUAACUGAAAGCUCCAAUAAUUUGGCCAAAUCUGCAGUAAAAUCAGAUCAAUCUCUGCAAAAAGAAUUAUCAAAAGCAAUUCCAGAAUCAUUGGGUCUAUUAGAUGAGAAAUCACUAUCAUUAGAAAAGGAGAUUACCAUUGAUGAAACAAAACCUGCUGUGACUAGUCCAACUGAAUUAGGAUUUGAUGAAAAUAUUAAAUCUACUAGAAAACAUUCAGUUACUUUCAAUGAUGAAUCUUUGAAAAUCAUUCCAUCUGAAGACUUAUCUAAUGACCAAUUUAUUGUUUGCAAAAGCAAACACAGAAAAAGAAGUAUUACUGAUGAAAAUUUCCUUGAUGAAGAUAAAAUUUCUCCAAAAUCAGAUAAUAUAGUUUGUGAGAAAGAGUUAUCAACAGAAUCCAAAACUGAAUCAUCUGAUAUGGAAUUAGCAUCAGCAAUAUCAGAAACAAAUUCAUCAGGAAAAGCACUCUCAGAAGCAAGCAAACAGAAAGACUUGGACCUAAGCCCUGAAGAAAAAUCAGUGUUGAUAAAAUCUACACAGUCCCUAGAACAAAAAGAUUUGGAAUUAUCAACUUCAAUUGAAAAAUCAUCCUCAAGAAAGGAAAGUAGAGAAGGACAGACUUUGGCAGACAUUAUCAAAGAUUCUGCUUUUGAUGAAAAAGUCAUUAUGACACAGGUGGAUCAUGAAAGCAUUAAACAGAAUCUCACAGAGCCAGUUUUAUCAAAAGACUCAACCCCAGAAACUACAAAAGAUGAGCUGUGCUCCAAGAUAACUGAACAAGUCAGUAAAAAUACCCCUGAUCUUACAGAGGCUUCCAAACAAUCAACCUCACCAAUAAAAGAAACAGAAAAACUUGCAAGCAACGCUAACUUGACAAAUAUUACUGAAGUUGAUAGUUUACAAUCUGCUCCUACUGAUGCACAAGAGAAAUUGGAAUCUGCAAGAAAGGAGUCCCUUUCAAAAACAGUUGAUGAGAAAAUUAGUUCUUUAGAAUCUUAUGAAAACCCAGCCUCGCUAAGAGAGGAUAUGAUCAAACAGAGUGAUAACACCGAUAUGACAGAUAUCAUCAAACAUGAUACCAAAGAUCCGUCCCCUAUUGAAGCCCCCAAGAAAUUAGUGAAAAAAGAAUCAUUCUCCGAAGCUGUUGACAACAAAGUGAGCCAUGCACAAUCAGUUCAAGAAUCUGUUUUGUCAAAAGAUGAGAUUGAAGACUCAGAGAAACGGUCACUCUCAGAACCAAGCAAUAGAAAAGAUAGUUGUGUAAAAAAUGCUCAAGAAUUUGUUCCAUUGAAAGAUGAAAUCACACAAUUGAAGGAUGAGAAAGAUACCGAACUUGCAGAAAAGGUUGACAAACCAGUUUUCAAAGAUAUGUCAGGAUUAGAUCUUGACAAAAGUGCUACCCAACAAGAAGAACCAUCAUCAACAAAAUCAGUUGACGAUAAUGAAUCUUUCACACAAGUUCUUGAAGUAUCAACCUCUAAAAACCAAAUCACCACAGUGGAAUUGGAUGAAAAUUCAGAUUCUACAAAAAAUUCCUCAAAACCAUCAUCAUCAUCAGAAUCUCCUUCAAAGCUUCUAGAGAGCCAAAUAUCAUGCAAAAAGAUGACUAAAGAUGAAUCUUCACCCACUGAUGUAUUCAAACCAUCAUUACCAAUUGAAAGUGCCACCCUAACUUCUACCCAAGCACAGAGCCAAGAAAAUGAUGAGCAAUUUGUGCCAACAAAAGCCACACCAGAACAGAUACCACAACCUGAGGCAAAAAUUGAAACCAUUGAGGAAGUGAAACAGAAAACCAAAGAGGAAAUUACAAUGAAGGAAGAAGAUCAAAAUGAAUUGACAUUUGAAGAUGCUUUAGAAGAUACUUCCAUUCUAAGUGAAGCAGAAUUACUUCCACAUGUUUCAAAAACAAAAUCAAACUUAACUGAAGAGACUGGCAAAUCAACUGUACUGAUAAAAGAUAUGAAAGUUCCAAGUGCUAUUUCUGAACAACAAGAUCAAGAGAAAUCAACACUUGAUGAGACUUUGAGAAAAUCUUCAAUACAACAGGAAACUAAAAAUGAUGAAAAAUUCAUACCACAAUCACCAAAAUCUCCAAAAGCCACUCAUUCUCCCAGAAAGACUUCAUUGGAGGAACCAACACUCUUUGCAGACGUUUCAAAAGACGAAUCAAAGACCAAAUCCAUUCCAGGAGAAUCCAGCACAUUCUCUGAAAAAUCUUUCAAGACACAAACUUCUUCACCUGAAAAUAAGUUACCUACUCCAGGUGAAACAGGUGAAAAAUUACCUUCAUCACUUCGGAAGGUGGACUCGGCAUCAUCAUUUGAGAUGCAAGAUUCUAAGGAUAGUGUGUUAUCUGAGUCUUACUGCCCAUUAGGAAAAUCAUCAGGAACAACCAAAGAUGAACAUUCCAUGCCACUUGAUAGUUGUUCACCAGAACUUACUUCAUCAAAAGAUUCACAUCCAGCUGAUCACAAACUUUCAACUGAAAAAUUAUCAAGCUUGGAAAACAUUCCCGAUUCUCAUGAAAGCUCUAAAAUACAAUCAAGUUCCCCAGACAAAGAGCCUGUAGAGAACAAAUACAAAUCAGACUCCAAAUUAUCACCAGACUCUGAGAAAGUUGACCAACCAUCUAUCAGUUCUCCUUCCUUGGAAAGUUCGUUAUCAUUUGAACAAAAAACUGUUGAGGAAGCUUGCAAAACAGAUAAAUCAUCCCUUGAUAGAUCAUAUUCAGAGACAACAGAUGCUGGCAAAUCCAGCAUGGAUACAUUUGCAUGGGAAACCUCUCCUGUUAGAACUGUAGCCACAGAUAAAUCUGAUGUAAAAGAUGACACUUCCGUAAAAUCAUCUGAUGUGUUGUCCUCAGAAAUAACUACAUCUUCAACAAUUUCAACAUCUCAAACAAAAUCUAUAGAUGAGAAACAAAUUGAUGAUAGUUCUUCCAUAACAGUUACUCCCACAAAAGAAGUAUGUGGAAUUGCAGCAGAAUAUAAAAGUUCAUCAAACACAGCCACAUCAAAAGCUGCCUUAGAUAUUGAAGCCAGUAACCAGAGUUCAGAUGUUUCUCCAUCUUCACAUGACCCAGAUACAACCACUGUGCCCAGAAAACAAAGCAUGAAAACAGAUUCUGAAAAAUAUCAUGAAAUUGCAGAUCUGCGACAAACUGAUCCCAGAAAACCAAGCAUUCCCACAGAUUCUCGAAAAAGUAGUACAAUUGCUGAUAUACACCAUAUUAGCUCAGAUCUACCGACAGAAGAGUCACAACAAGGUGAUUCUAGAAAGUCAAGUAUCUCUGUGGAUUCUCGAAAAAGCAGUAUAACUGCUGAUGUACACCAUAUUCCCUCAAACUUUUCAACAGAAGAUCAGUCAAAAGAAAAACAAAGGAGUGAUGAUGAAAAAUUAGGUAUAGAUUCACGUAAAAGCAGUAUUGUGUUAGAACCUUCUCAACCCAUCAGUCAACAAGUUGAUUCAUCAACUAGUAAAUCAUACUCAACCUCAACUAAAACUCAUAGAAAAGACAGUCUGGACACUCCAUCAAAUUUAAUGUCAGAUGAUGCUGGAAAACCUAGUCCAAGCUUAGAAUCUCAGAUUAGCUCAGAUUUUUCAAGUAAAUCCACGCCAAAGACGCCUUCUCCCAAAGCCCUUUCCACAUCCACAAGCUAUGACACUUCAGCUUUUAAGAUCUCAUCUGUUGGCAAACAUGAUGAAUUUUCUGAACAUAAGAAGAGUGAUACUGCUCAUGAAUCUCUGAUUAAAUCAGAACAACUAUCAGAAUCCAGAAAAGGCAGCGUUGCAAUAGAACAAUUCAGUGAACUACCUUCUGUACAACCCACCAAGGCUUCCAUACUAGAAAAACCACCUUCAGAGAAAGAAUCUGAAAUAAGUGAUUUGCAUAAAGAAAAUUUGUCUUUAUCAAGUGACCUACCAGAUCCAUCAAAUGAGAUAAAAUCACCACACACCAAUGAACAAACCAAAGAAGUUGAAUCCGAUGUUUCUGAAUUAAAGUCACCUAUAGCUCAGAUUCAACCACCCGCUAAAUCCAUGAGUCCUACUGAUAAUUCAAAACAACAGUCACCUAUUCUUACUACAGCAGCUUUCAAAGAAUCUGAACAAUAUACCUCCAAAGUAUCUGUUGACAGCACAUCACCCAUUACUCAAGAUAGUCUGGAAACAUCUCCAAUCAAAGUUGUAUCACCAGGAAAGUCAGGAUCACUAACCAAAUUGUUGGAAGAAUCAUCAAGCCAUGGCCAUGAUGCAGAACAAACAUCAUCAAGUCUCACACACAUUUCCCAAGAGUCUGACAAAAAAACUCCAACCAACCUUCAAAGUGAAAUGUCACCAAGUGAGUCCACUAGUUUGGAAACGUCUCCAGUAAAGGACUUAUCGCCAAAGAAAACAGAUGAUAAUUUCCAAAAAGGUAAUAUGGUUCUUGAUUCAAAGAGAAAUAGUUAUGCAUUUGAAUCACGUGCCAGCAUUGAGAGUAUUGCUGGGUCUAUAGAUGGUGACCUCGAUUCUAAAUCUUUACCAAGAGGAUCAAUUGAUGUAACAGCCAAGUUUGAUAACCCCUUAGAUGACUAUAUAAUAGAGUCAUUGGAAAGGGCCCCUACCAUCACUUCAGAAUCUCGCCAUGAGAGCUUAGGAGAUGCUUCUUCAUUAACUAGAGCCAUAACAGAAACCACUUCCUUAACAUCUAUGGCAUCAGAAGCUGAUUCAAAAUUGACAUCAAAAAGAAGCAGCAUUAUUUCAGAUUCUCAGCGAUCUAGCAUUGCUUAUGAGCUGGAUAAGGAUGGUAUAGAUUUCCUUCCAAUAAGGAAAUCAUCCACUGAUGAAAUGAAAACCAGUUCAUCAGAACUAUUGCCAGCUACGAAAUCUCUUGAUGUUGAAAACACUCCCAUUUCACCAAAUGAUCAAGAAAUUAUUACCAGCUCAAGAGAGAGUAGUAAUAUUGAAUUUCAAAAGGGGUCAGUGGCAGAUUGUAAACGAGGCAGUCUUACCUCAGAAAACAUCCAAGACAUAACUUCAGAAUCUAGGAAAUCCAGCAUUUCUAUGACUUUAACUACCGACACUUCACCAAAAGAAAGUGUUGAAUCUCAAGAAAGUUCAAUGGCUGUCCUAGAUUCAAAACGAGGAAGUCUUAUAGCAGAAAAUGUCCAAGACAUAACUUCAGAACCUAGGAAAUCCAGCAUUUCUAUGACUUCAACAACUGAUACUUCACCAAAAGAAAGUGUUGAAUCUCGAAAAAGUUCAAUGGCUGUGGCAGAUUCUAAACGAGGAAGUCUUAUAGCAGAAAAUGUCCAAGACGUAACUUCAGAAUCCAGGAAAUCCAGCAUUUCUAUGACUUCAACUACUGAUACUUCACCAAAAGAAAGUGUUGAAUCUCGAAAAAGUUCAAUGGCUGUGGCAGAUUCUAAACGAGGAAGUCUUAUAGCAGAAAAUGUCCAAGACAUAAUUUCAGAAUCUAGGAACUCCAGCAUUUCUAUGACUUCAACUACUGACACUUCACCAAAAGAAAGUGUUGAAUCUCGAAAAAGUUCAAUUGCUGUGGCAGAUUCUAAACGAGGAAGUCUUAUAGCAGAAAAUGUCCAAGACAUAAUUUCAGAAUCCAGGAAAUCCAGCAUUUCUAUGACUUCAACUACUGACACUUCACCAAAAGAAUGUGUUGAAUCUCGAAAAAGUUCAAUGGCUGAAUCUAAACAAGGAAGUCUGGUUAUAGGAAUCAUCCAAGACACAUCUUCAGAUUCUCAGAAAUCUAGCUUAUCUGGAAGCAUUGUUGAUCCAACAAGAGAUCAUUUAUUUAAAGAUUGUAAAGAAACAGACUGUGAAACUUCACAUGACUAUAAUGUACCCUCAGAAAUGAAACAUAUUACUGACACUUCAACAAAAACGUGGACCACAGAUACUAUUCCUGAUUCUAGGAAAAGUAGUACUGCCUCUUUUGUAGAACCUGUCUCAAAAGAAACAGUGAUCUCAGAUUCAAGAAAAAGUAGUUUGGCUCUAGAUUUGAGAAAAGAAAGCUCUGCUUCUUUAACAGACUCUGCCUCAAAAGACCCAAUGAUUUCUGUAUCCAGAAAAGGUAGUUUGGCUUCAGAUUCAAGAAAAGCAAGUUUGGGUCUUGAUUCUGGUCCAAUCACUUCCACUUCUGUACUUCCUGAAACUGUAUCAAUUGAUGAGUCUUCUGAAGAUAGUGUGCAAACAAAGAAAGCAAGUUUAUCAUCAGAUAAUUUGGCAUCUGAUACUAAAGAGGUCACUUCUGACAAAUCUAUGCAUGAGCUUUCUGAAUCUAAGCAUGAUAGAGCUAUAUCUGAUGCCUAUGUUUCCAUGAGCAAAGUGUCAACUGAAGGCACAAUGAAGACACCAUCACUGCAGCAGUCUACAACAGAUUCUAGGAAAAGUAGCAUUUCAGACUCCAGAAAAGCAAGCAUAACAUCAGAUUUUGGUGAAAAGGGCAUUCUAGAUGAAUCAUCGGCUCGGAAAACAUCUUUGGUGGUGAAUGAACAAAACACUGAUACUACAAACAUCAGUAAUGAUUCACUCUCCAGUAGCUUCAACAUUGAAUCCAGCAGAGAUUAUAUUAUAUCCGAAGUUGAAACCAAAGAGAGUACACAGAGUUCAUCUUUAAAACACUCUUCAAUAGAUGAUGGCAUUAGCACAGAGAAAUCUACCAAAACUAUUACAGUAGUUGGGAAAAUGAGCACUUCGCCAUCAGAUGAUGUUAAUGUAGGCACAAUUGACUCUAGAAAAAGCAGUCUGGAUUUACCUGAAUCUCAAAAGGCCAGUGUUGAUUCUUUGGCGAAAUCCACCUCAGACAUCACUAAACAAAGCAUAACUUCUACCUCUGAGUCAACUACCACCUCUUCAGCCUCAUCUUCCUUGCAAUCAAAAACUAUUGUUGAAUCAUCUACAACUAGUGACUCUUCAGUAGAUAUGAAAUUACCUACAAAUAAACAAGAAAUUGUGAGUUCAACUUCUGAUGCCUCAAAAGCCCAAACCUGCAAUGUUUCUCCUUCAAGUACACAUAUGACUACCACUAUCAAAGAACAAACUAAAGAAGGAAAGUUUGAUGGUUCAUGCAAACUUAUUGAGUCACAAUCUAGUCAGUCAAAAUCUAGUCAAAGUAGUACAAUAGAGUCAAAAUCAUCAGAAUUUCACACAGAAGCUUCAUCCUUGGAGAAAUCAUCAAUCAUUGAAGAUGGUUCUUUUCCUUUGGGCAUAACAUCAUCAUUAACGACACAGAAAAUCACCACUCAUGAUAGUCAAACCUCCGAAUCCUCAACAAUGCACACCACUGAUCAUUUGACAGAGACAAUCAAGACUCAUCAUACUAGUACAGAUACUACUAACAGAAUUUCUCCAGACUCUGAUAAUACCCUUGAAUCAAGAAAAUUAUCCUCCCAUCAACUGGGUACUGUCACUACCUUGGAGACUUGUGAUAUAGACCUAUCACACCGCAGCCCCAGUCCAGAUUUCCAUUCUCAUAAAUCAUCCACUUACACAUUUACAACAAUAGGUAGCCCUGAUGGCAGCAGCUCAUUAACAGAAACUAUUUCUAGACAUGAUCUAGGCAAUGUUGAAUCUCUCAGUACUGCAAAAUCUGAUCAAAAAUCAUCAGUUAUACUCAAAGAAAGUUCUAAAGUGGAAGGUAAUCAAGCUCCAACUGAAACUAUCUCUCAAACCACCAGUUUAGAGCCACAAACAUCUAAUACCGCCACCAAAACAACUGAAACUAUAGUUGGAGAUUCCAAGACUGGAAUCACUACUACCACAACUACUGAAAUCAUUACCUCAGAAUCUCCUAUCAAAGCAACUAGUCAGGAUACAGCAAUGAAAUCAACAAGCACUACUCAUGUUGAGACUGUUUCUGAUAUUGAUCCGUCAUCCAUUGAUUUGGCAUCAUUUGCAGCUCUCUCAUCCAGUGACCAAUCUCACCCAGGAGCAAACACCUCAGAUGGUGCAUACUCAACCAUAGAAUACCAAACUAUAACUAAAUAUGUGGUAAUCCCAUCAACUGAUGGUAGUCCUUCCAGAAUUAAAAAAUAUACCACUGAAAUCAUACCAACAUCUGUUCGAGGGAUCUCAAGGGCUGAGUAUGAAAAACUACAUGAUUUUGAUGCCUCGGCUACCAGUCAACAAGAAAUUCCUGGUACCGCCAAACCAACCCUUCAAGAAAUGGAUUCCAAAUCUUAUGAAUCAUUUACACAAAUUCAUCCAUUUAGCACAGUGUCUAGCACCAUGAAACAUGAUCCAGUCACAAAAAGUAUUUCAGAACCUCAUAUAUUAACCUCACCUGAUUCUGGUGCAUUGUAUAUGGAUGCUAAUCAAAUGAGAGUUCAAUUUCUAGCAGAUUCCUCUGCAACUGUAGCUACAGCUACUGUCAAGAAAUCCGCCUCAGGUGCUGUCAUUUCUAAAGCAAAUAGUGAUGAAACUUAUGACUCAACAGUAUCAGAUACAUUGAGUGAUUUAUCCGCUAACAAAUUCCAUAAAAAAGAAGCUGUCUCUAAAACAGUGAGUUUACCUAUAUUGGAUGAGGUAACUAAACAAAGCAGCAUAGCUAAUCAACCAGACACCUCUGAAGAUGUAUCUAGAUCUUUAACAUUCCUGGAGAAAAUUGCAUGCACUGAUGGUGCUAAAGCAGCUAUUUUGUCAGAUCCUUCAUCACUUAAUAAACAACCUGAUGAUGGUGAAUUGCCAUCAAAAAGUGUCAGUCUUCCCGUAAUAAAACGUCCUGAUGACUCUGAGAAAUACAUGACUUUACCCAAUCUCUACAAGGCCACCAAUCUUGAAGACCUCACAGCUGAAGAUAAAAUUAUAGAAGAAAGGACAGUUAGUACUGAGACUUUUAGUUCGACCCAGACUUCAUCAACUGGAAGUGCCAUACAUCCCAUUAAAGAAUCUGAAGAAUCAAUUGAUGAUGAAAACCAGCCAACUCUGAUUAGACAAGUAAUUGAGACCACCACCAAGAUCACCUCGCAAUUGGUCGGCGCUCUACAAUCAGACUCCAGUUCUCCUCAACGAUCUCAAACAUCACAUUCUGAAGACCAUGAAUCUGAUGAUGGUCGUAGUGACACAAGCCUCGAACAAUGCUCACGUAUAACCCAACACAGUGGUGGUGCCGGACACGAUUCUUCACAAAUUUGUGAAAGCGACGAAGAUGAACUUGGCGAAUCUACCAUGAGCACUUCAUCCAAUAUAGUUCAUUUUAAAGAAGAUGACCAUAUCCAAGAGCAGUUGGCAACUCUCCAAGAGGAAACUAUGCGUAAAAUGUCCUCCAGCAUGACCCAGUCGUUUUAUGGAACAUAUCCUGAUGAUGAAGAUGAUGAAAACGAUCUACCAGAAGACUCUAGGGGACCAUCUGUGUCUUCAACUAUGACUCAACCUACUCAAGAUCCAGCAACUGGUGAUAAGAAAGACCCUAUUAAAGAUUGGGGUCGGCCAUUAGGAUUGCCGAAUGUUCGAAAUGUCAAUAAGUUCUUGAUAUGGAAUCCAAUAGAAGAAUGGGGACGACCUUUGGGUCUACCGAUGCCUGCUCCACCUCCAUCAUCUGUCCAAGAUCGUGAAAGCAAUGGUGACAUUGAGAUCAACUUGGCUCCCAUUAAUCCGCCCACUAAUAAUAACGUCACCAAAGGCACACCAACCAAGAAAGUGAUCAAGAAACCAGCUGCUACUGAGAAGAUUAAUACUGCUAGGGAAACAUCAAAAACCAGAGACUCGUCUGUAAAACGUACAAAACCAACAAAACCAACGUCUCCAGUAUAUGUAGAUUUGGCAUAUGUACCACAUCAUGGCAAUCCUUAUUACACGACUGUAGAAUUCUUCAAACGAAUAAGAGCCAGAUAUUACGUAUUCAGUGGCACUGAUCCUAGUAAAGAUGUGUUCAACGCUCUGAUUGAAGCCAAGAAAACCUGGGAAGAUCAAAAUUUAGAGGUCACCAUAAUUCCUACUUACGACACUGAUGUACUCGGUUAUUGGAUCACCGAAAACGAAGAAACUUUGGCUAAUUUAAAAAUCGACCUAUCACCUUCAGCAAGUCGUUGUACGAUUAAUUUGCAAGAUCACGAUACCAGUUGUUCAGCAUACAGAUUGGAGUUCUAAAUUGAAUAAUUUUUUUAUGGAUCCACAGUACCUACCUACUUAAAAGCAAUCUGCUGAGGAACGAGUGUUGCUAUAUAAAAAAUGAAAUCCAGCGAACACAAUAUUGAAUAUUUUGUUUAGUUAAUUGAACCUUUGAUAUAUUUGUAUUAAUUAAUAUCGCUUUCCGAACAAUAAUUUUUCUCCUCAAAUUCCGCUAAAUAUUGCAUCUGAUAAAGAAAAUAAAUUAUCACCCUCCCCCCCUCCUCUCCAUACCCCACUGAAAAUAAAAUAAAUAAAAAAAAACAUUUGGAGUAAAUAAAAAUUCAAGACUAGGCGGAUCAAAAUACUGAUAAGUCUGUGAUAUAUUGUUAGAAUUUUUAUGACUAGACUUUUUUUUAUUACUUUAUUGUUAAUUACAGUUCAAUUACUCGCAUACUAAUUACUGCUAAUCCAUCAACAGUACAACUCGAAGUAACAUAACGCAAUCGUCUAAUAUAAUUACCUAUCCGUUUUUUUACCCUUAUUACGAAAAAUAUCUAAAUUGGUUUUUAUUUUUUUUUUUAUUAAAAAACAAAUCCCAAUACCUCGGAAAAUUUACCUACUCGUCCAUAAUCGUCCACCUACUUAUCUACUAUACCUACUAAAAAUGCAAUCGAACAAGUUGUAAAAUUUGAACUGAGUAACACAAAAUUUGUUAAAUGGAACACAGGGUAAGCCAUUCGUGGCUUCAGAAGGAAAGGGGAAUUGAAAUUUUCUAUUCGCCGAAACGUCGAACAUACCUACCUUUUUAUACGAUUUAUAUCGCUGUCCGUUUGCAGGAAGCGAAUUAUCCUAAUGACGUACUAGGUAUACCUUUACGAUGACUUAAAAUAAUUAUGUUAUAAUUAUUACACGAAUUUGUGAUUUUUUUUUCAAAGCGUUGGUGCUAUACUUAACGUUUAAUAUUUCGAAUGUGUUAACCUAAGCUAAGGAAUUUUCCCCUUCUCGCUUCUACUUAAGUGUUUUUAUUUUAGGUGUUUUAUUUUUUUCUCUUUUUUUUUUUGGUUUCGUAUUAUUGUUUUGAUUAUAUUGUAAUGUUUUUUUUUCUUCGGUGUUACGUCGGUACCGUUUUUUGACAAUGGGUACGACAGCUUUAUCCGACAAUGUGUAGCUUUAAGCUUAUAAACUUAUAUAUAUAUAUUUUAGUGUAGAGGUAUAAUUUUUACUUAUUACCGUUUAUUUUACGCCAUUAUGUUACAUAUCCUGUCCAAAACUGUUGGUUUUCCUUCACUCAAACGAAUACUUGAAAGUCUAUAAGCUAUGGUCACGAUGUAGUCUAAUAUAUGGAACAAACAGUCCUCCGGUUCUCACAAUCGAAAUGUUAUGGAAUAUUAUUGUGAGAAAUUCCAUCCAGCACGAACCCAUCAAGUUAAUACCUACCUAUGAUUUUUAUGAAGAAAGAAAUGCUUGAUGGAGAAUUUACGAAUCAACAUCACAGUCCAAGAAUUUUAAUCAACAGGCAAAGGGCCUAUUCGAAGCAGAAAAAGAGACUGUCAUCUUGGAUGAUAUGACCACGAAACUCAACAACCUACCUACACCAAAAGUAUCUUGAAAAAAUACUUAAUCCUAUAUGAAUCAGAAUUUCUCAAAAAGAUAUCUACAUUCCAUGGAUAACGAAGAAAUCAAUUCAAAAUAUGUUCAGUCCUUCCUAAUUUUUCUUCUCAUACUCAAGAAAAUGUCCAUUUUAUACUUAUAUACCUUCUCGUAAUGUAUUUCAUUCCAUCGAAAUUCCUCUUCGAAAACCACGAACAUAAAACAAAAAGGAAAUAGCUUAUUCGAAUAUUUUAAUUUUAAAAUUAAUUUAACCUUAAAUAAUGCUCAAUAAAAAUCCUUUUAAAAAACGUCAAAGUAACGAAAUAAGUUCGGCAAAGUGAGAAAUCUUAUCUGUGAUGUUCUUCUUGGUGCCCAUUAUGUAAUGUUGCAAAGGCAAGAAGGCAAGAAUACCUACGUAUUUAGUACUUAGCUAUAUAAUGAGUCAAUUUUUAUAAAGUAUUUGUAUCUCUGAAGAAGCAAUCGUACAUCCAUAAAAAAUGAAGUGAUACCCAGAGAUGACGAAAUUGAUUUAUAGAAAAAAAAAAAAAGUUAUCAAGUAUCUAUUUCUCCAGCCAUUUCCAUUACCUAUUUUUAUUUUAAUUAUAAAUUCAGAAAAGCCUCUUUAUUUUUUUAGAUGAAAAAAGUGUAUGUUAUGGUAACGCGACGAAUGUGUGUCGUUCAUUGUACUCGUAUGAUUCCUUUUAUUAAAUUUUACUUGUUAUGGUUUAUACAUUAUUUUAUAUUCGUAUUUAAAAAACUGGAUGUUUUUUAUUUUAUUUUCUUUUUCUUCCUUUACUUAAUUUUUUCCUUUUUGUUUCGCAUUAAAUAUAUACGUACCGCAUUAUGUAAACUGUGUAUUAGAACGCAAAAUAAAAUUAUUUAAAAUGAUGAA
Planococcus citri (citrus mealybug) is the source of this 19705-nucleotide messenger RNA. RefSeq names its product microtubule-associated protein futsch (gene futsch). The transcript has 8 exons. Bases 271 to 17262 code for a protein of 5663 amino acids. Gene Ontology annotation, cellular component: neuronal cell body; cytosol; dendrite. The record is from RefSeq and is a predicted model, not a curated record. Gene Ontology annotation, molecular function: actin binding; microtubule binding. Lineage: Eukaryota; Metazoa; Arthropoda; Insecta; Hemiptera; Pseudococcidae. Gene Ontology annotation, biological process: axonogenesis; regulation of microtubule depolymerization; microtubule cytoskeleton organization.